CAACCCACAACGACACCCUUUUCUAUAUAAAGUAUAAACACACUCCCAAUCAUUUGACAGCAAGAAGAAGCUGUUAGCUGACGCUAAACACCUUUCAAGACUAAAUCUUUUUUUCCAUUCCACCUUUACCAACCAAAAACUACUAUUCAUAAAAUCAAAGUUUAAAUCGUUCACUGUAAAAUUCUUCUUUCUUUCAUUGUUUGAUGGCAAUGGAGAAAGAAGAACAAACAAUUGCAAAGGAAUCUAAGCCUUGGGCUGAUGAGAAAGGCAUGGUUUUGGAACCUCCUAAAACUGCUCCUACUCCUUCAUGGUUCACACCCAAGAGGUUACUUUUUAUCUUUUGUGUGAUUAACUUGAUAAAUUACUUGGAUCGCGGAGCAAUAGCAAGUAAUGGUGUGAAUGGUAGCGAAAGAACUUGCAACAAAAGUGGUUCAUGCACACCUGGUACCGGAAUACAGGGGCAGUUCAACUUGAGCAAUUUUGAAGAUGGAGUUAUAUCAUCAGCUUUUAUGGUUGGACUUCUUGUGGCUUCUCCCAUAUUUGCAACACUAGCAAAGAGUGUCAAUCCAUUUCGGCUUAUUGGAGUGGGACUUUCAGUUUGGACUAUUGGUGUAAUUGGUUCCGCUGCUUCAUGGAAUUUCUGGUCCAUUACAAUCGCUCGCAUGCUAGUUGGUGUUGGUGAGGCAUCAUUUAUAAGUCUUGCAGCCCCCUUCAUUGAUGAUAAUGCCCCAGCUGCUCAGAAAACGGCGUGGCUUGGAAUAUUUUACAUGUGUAUACCAACUGGAUAUGCAAUUGGCUAUAUUUAUGGAGGAUUGGUCGGAGAUCAUUUCAAUUGGCGUUAUGCCUUCUGGGGAGAGGCAAUUUUGAUGUUUCCUUUUGUUGUUCUAGGCUUUAUUAUGAAGCCUCUUCAGUUGAAAGGCUUUGCUCCAGCUGAAUCUAAAAAAACACUUACACAAGUAGAGACAGCUGCCUCAGAAGAUACAGAGGUUGAAAUUGGCAAUGGUGGAGCAGCAUCUACAAAAGAAGAUUUUGGAGAUAAGUUGUAUAAACCUGCCAAAGUGAAAGGUGCAAUUAAAACUUCAAAUCAAUUUGUAAGAUUUAUGAAAGACAUGAAAGUGCUCAUGCUUGAUAAGGUGUAUGUCACUAAUGUUCUAGGUUACGUAGCAUACAAUUUCGUCAUAGGAGCAUACUCAUAUUGGGGGCCUAAGGCUGGUAAAAAUAUAUAUAACAUGAGCAAUGCAGAUAUGAUAUUUGGAGGGAUUACAGUUGUUUGUGGAAUAUUGGGCACGAUUACUGGAGGCUUUGUUCUUGAUUUUAUGACUAACACCAUUCCAAAUGCUUUUAAGCUUCUUUCAGUGACAACAUUUCUUGGAGCGGCGUUUUGCUUCGGUGCCUUUUGUUUCAAGAGCAUGUAUCUUUUCCUAGCUUUUUUUGCAAUCGGUGAAUUUCUCGUCUUUGCCACUCAGGGACCCGUAAACUUUGUAUGUCUCCAUUGUGUGAAUCCAAGUUUGAGGCCACUGUCAAUGGCUAUGUGUACUGUUGCAACUCACCUCUUUGGAGAUGUUCCAUCCUCACCUCUUGUUGGAGUUCUCCAGGAUCAUAUUCACAACUGGAGGGAGACUGCUCUUAUUCUAACAUCGAUUUUGUUCCCAGCAGCUGGGAUUUGGUUCAUUGGAGUAUUUCUAAACAGCGUGGAUAGAUUUAAUGAAGAACGUGAGCAUGAAGUCAACAGAACACCAUUGCUUGAAAGUAAGACAGCAGAGAGAAAAGAAUCUUCAGCUCAAUCUUAAGCUUUUUCCUUUUUUUUUUCUUUUUCUUUUUUUUUUUUUUUUUUUUUUUUUUCCUUCAGUUAGGAUGGACUUUUGGUUGAUGAUAUCUUUCUUUUAUGUAAAUAAUGUUUUGCAUUUAAUCACAUGCAAGUUGAUUUGCUUAAA
Molecule: messenger RNA, 1934 nt
Organism: Quercus robur (English oak)
Lineage: Eukaryota; Viridiplantae; Streptophyta; Magnoliopsida; Fagales; Fagaceae
Product: probable sphingolipid transporter spinster homolog 2
Exons: 16
Coding region: 204-1790 (528 amino acids)
Biological process (GO): transmembrane transport
Cellular component (GO): membrane
Molecular function (GO): transmembrane transporter activity
Source: RefSeq, a predicted model, not a curated record